Molecule: messenger RNA, 671 nt
Organism: Vicugna pacos (alpaca)
Lineage: Eukaryota; Metazoa; Chordata; Mammalia; Artiodactyla; Camelidae
Gene: PDE11A
Product: phosphodiesterase 11A
Biological process (GO): signal transduction
Molecular function (GO): protein binding; 3',5'-cyclic-nucleotide phosphodiesterase activity; electron transfer activity
Source: RefSeq, a predicted model, not a curated record
CCUGCGGGAUUUGGGGGCCAAUCGGCAGCGCCGAUGGAGCCUGGCCUGCCAUUGGCUGACGUCCACCGGAAGCACAUGCGGGCUCGGCCUGAGGUGCUGGUCUUUGAGGCGCUACAGCAGGACCGCCAGCCUUGAAGUUGGGGCGCAGUGCAGUGACUUUAAAGGUUCUCUGGGGAGGCGGAGGACGGAGCCACUGGCCCUGUGAACAAAAUGGGAGAUGCUGAGGCAGGCAAGAAGAUCUUUGUUCAAAAAUGUGCUCAGUGCCACACAGUGGAAAGAGGUGGAAAACAUAAGACUGGUCCAAAUCUCUGUGGCCUUUUUGGCAGAAAAACAGGACAAGCACCAGGAUUUUCUUAUUCUGAUGCAAACAAAAACAAAGGUGUUAUCUGGGGAGAGGAGACUCUGGUGGAAUAUUUGGAGAACCCAAAGAAAUAUAUCCCUGGAACUAAAAUGGUCUUUGCUGGUCUUAAAAAGAAGAGUGAGAGAGAAGAUCUUAUUCAGUAUUUGAAACAGGCAACAUCUUCAUGAAAUGCUCUUACAACUUAGAAAAUAUUAGUUAUAACCAAAAUUUUCCAAUUUCAAACAUUGCAUGUUUAAAGAAUUCGUAUUUGAUCUUUAUUGAUCAGCCUGUAGUAAGUUUAACAUUUUAAAAUAAAAGUUGGUAUUUUUGA